Saccostrea cuccullata (small rock oyster) is the source of this 2025-nucleotide messenger RNA. RefSeq lists its product as uncharacterized. Gene Ontology annotation, molecular function: ubiquitin-protein transferase activity. The transcript has 7 exons. Bases 198 to 1259 code for a protein of 353 amino acids. The record is from RefSeq and is a predicted model, not a curated record. Lineage: Eukaryota; Metazoa; Mollusca; Bivalvia; Ostreida; Ostreidae.
AUGCUGGACCAGUUAGACAGCUUAUUGAUUUAGAAACCAGGUCUUUCAUUACACCAUCAAUAGAAAAUGCCAACAUUGACCACAACAGAAUCAAUGACUUUGUCCCAGAGGUGCUUCCUUCUGUAUUGUCAAGACCAAGUUCCUCUGUAGAUGAUAUAAAAGAAUUUAUACUACAACAUCGAGAAAAUUUCAUUAAUAUGCGAUCCGAAGACCCUCUCUUACUAGAAGUAAGGAGGGAACAUGUUCUAAUGGAUGCUAUAGCUAUAAUCAGGUACUCCCAGGAAGACCUUCACAGUCCUCUCCAAAUUAAAUUUUGUGGAGAGCAGGGGGUUGAUGUAGGUGGACUAAGGAGAGAGUUUUGGAGUCUUUUUCUGUAUCAGCUCUCGCAUUCAAUUUUUGUGACAGGAAAGGAAGGAAGACUUAGUUUCCAAGCAAAUUUUAUGGAAAGGAAAAAGAACACUUUUUUCCACCUUGGACAGCUAGUUGCAUUAUCCAUUCUUCAAGAUGGUCCAGGAGCACCAAUCUUCUCAGAGUGUAUCACGGACUAUAUACUAAAUGGAAAAUACGAUUCACUGGACCCAGAGGAUUUGAUGGAAGGUCCAAAGGAAAUCUUGGAAAAAAUGGCUACAUGUUCCUCAGAGGAUGAACUACAACAACAGUACAUAGCUAUCUCAGACUUUGCUACAGAUGCUGGAUUUCUAUUACCAGUUAUGCGAUUUACAGCAAAGCAUGUACCAACACUCCAAGCAUGCCUUAUAGAGAACCAAGUUGUGAGCUGCAAGGAGGAGCUGGACCAAUUUAUUAAAGGUUUAGAUACCCACCAACUAUUAAGUGCUCUGCGACAAGAGGAAAUGAGAGACAAGUGCAGAGCACUUUUUAGUGGGAAAAUAAAGCCUUUAACAGCUGCUGCUGUUCGGAAUUUACUGAAAUUUAAGUACACCGAGGGAAAUAAGAGGCAGCAGGAGAUGUCAACUGGGCAGGGCUUCUUAACCUUUUUACAGGCUACUAAAGGAUCUGGGGCCACAGUAAAUGGCAUUAACAUUAAGCCAAAGGACGUUCUAAUGUGGUUGACUGGUUCAACACAUAUACCAGCAAGUGGAUUCCACAAAUCCAUCGAUGUGGAAUUUGGGAGUACCACGAAUAUUAACACCUGUGCUUUAUGCUUAACUCUGGAGAUCAAAGAAGAAAUGACGCAAGAUGAAGCUGUGUCAUACUAUACAGAACUUCUCAUUAACACACAAACCUUUUCCAAGGAAUAAUAUUUAAGAAAAUUGUGUGUACAAGUCUAUAGUUUCAACAAGAGGCCCAUGGGCCAUAUUGCUCACCACAGUAACAGAUUUCUCCCUUUCUAAUAUCGGCUAUAAUUACCCUACACCUGGGGGUCAUGAUUUGAACAAUUUAGAAUCUACACUACAUACCCCAGGAUGCUUCCUGAGGACUUUAUAGUCAGACAGACGGACAAUGGACAAGUUGUGAUCAGAGAAGCUCACUUGAACUUUCAACUCAGCUCAGCUAAGAAUUGUUCAAUUUGUGAAUUUAGUAUUCACAGUUAAAUUUUCAUUAUUGAAAAUUAUAACCAAAAUUUGCCGAGAUAAUUUUUCAUGGCAAAAUUCAUCCUAUUAAAAAACAAUGUUGUAUUUAUGUAGUUUGAACCUUAGCAAUAAAAAUCCUGAGUAUCAUUUUCUUUCAAGAUAAGCAGCUAGGCUACAUAAGUCCUGUCAAUUUUGCUUGUUAUGUUUACCCAUCUUCUUUGCUAAUUAUAAUAUGGCCAAACACAUUUUGACUGUGCUAAAUAAAGCUUUCAAUACAUUACACCUGAAAAUUUUUCAACUUGCUUAUGGAAAUGUUUGAUACAUUUUUAUGUCACUCUGUAGGCAAUAUAAAAGGAUGAAACCUUUAUUGACUGUGUUGACUUGUUCAAUAAGAGUAUAUCUUUAUAUUACAUGUAUAUAUUCUAACCUGAAUAUGAUAAUGAAUAUAUACAUAUCCCACCAAACUGUAAAAAAAAAAUCACCUUUAUUGACU